Molecule: messenger RNA, 1721 nt
Organism: Drosophila persimilis
Lineage: Eukaryota; Metazoa; Arthropoda; Insecta; Diptera; Drosophilidae
Gene: AP-1mu
Product: AP-1 complex subunit mu-1
Exons: 2
Coding region: 188-1468 (426 amino acids)
Biological process (GO): intracellular protein transport; vesicle-mediated transport
Cellular component (GO): clathrin adaptor complex; clathrin-coated vesicle
Molecular function (GO): clathrin-cargo adaptor activity
Source: RefSeq, a predicted model, not a curated record
AUUUCUGAAUUUUCAUUUAAGUUCUUGCAGGAAUAUGUAAGGCAAGUUCACACACCACGCCACACUCCAUCGACAGUCGCCAGCACUCUGCAACAGUUGCCGCCAACACGCAAACCCCGCGGUACAGACAGCGUACUCGAAAUUUCAUAUCUGGGACAAGUGGCAGCUGCUGGGCGAGCGCUUCAAGAUGUCUUCUUCGGCCAUAUUCGUGCUGGACGUAAAGGGCAAGGUGUUGAUAUCUCGCAAUUAUCGUGGUGACAACAUCGACAUGGCAGUCAUAGAUAAAUUCAUGCCACUGCUAAUGGAGCGCGAGGAGGAGGGGCUCGUCACGCCCAUCCUACAGACGGCGGAGACAACGUUCGCGUACAUCAAGACGAACAACCUGUAUAUUGUGUCUACGACGCCGCGCAAUAAGAACGUCAAUAUUGCCCUGGUCUUUGUUUUUCUGCACAAAAUAGCCCAGGUUUUCGUCGAGUACUUCAAGGAGCUGGAAGAGGAGUCCAUUCGCGACAACUUUGUGAUCAUCUAUGAGCUGCUCGAUGAGCUGAUCGACUUUGGCUAUCCACAGACCACCGACUCAAAGAUACUGCAGGAGUACAUAACGCAGGAGGGCCACAAACUGGAACUGCAGCCCCGCAUACCUGUGGCCGUCACAAAUGCCGUCUCCUGGCGAUCUGAGGGCAUCAAGUAUCGCAAAAAUGAAGUAUUCCUCGAUGUGAUCGAGUCCGUUAACCUGCUGGCCAAUGCCAAUGGCAAUGUGCUGCGCAGCGAGAUUGUGGGGGCCAUCAAAAUGCGUGUCUAUCUGUCGGGCAUGCCUGAGCUUCGGUUGGGCCUCAACGACAAGGUUCUGUUCGAGAGCACAGGACGUGGAAAAUCAAAGUCCGUGGAGCUGGAGGAUGUCAAGUUCCAUCAGUGUGUGCGUCUGUCGCGUUUCGAAAACGAUCGCACAAUCUCGUUCAUUCCCCCGGAUGGAGAAUUUGAGCUGAUGUCCUAUCGCCUUAACACGCAUGUCAAACCUCUGAUAUGGAUUGAGUCCGUUAUUGAGCGACACGCACACUCACGUGUGGAGUACAUGAUCAAGGCGAAAUCUCAGUUUAAGCGCAGAUCAACGGCGAAUAAUGUGGAAAUUGUUAUACCCGUGCCGGCCGAUGCAGAUUCCCCCAAAUUCAAGACGACCAUUGGCAGCUGCAAGUAUGCGCCCGAACAGAAUGCCAUCAUUUGGACGGUGAAAUCGUUCCCUGGCGGCAAGGAGUAUCUGAUGCGAGCCCACUUUGGUUUGCCCAGCGUCGAGAGCGAGGAGAAUACAGAGGGAAAGCCACCGAUACAGGUGCGCUUCGAGAUACCGUACUUUACCACAUCGGGCAUUCAGGUGCGCUAUCUGAAGAUCAUCGAGAAGAGCGGCUACCAGGCCUUGCCCUGGGUGCGGUAUAUAACGCAGAACGGGGACUACCAGCUGCGCACCAAUUGAGGGGCAAUCCACCCACGACAUCCAUUCCAGCCAAGCAGCUUCAGCGAAAGACGUGUCCUUUUGUUUUCGUAGUCUUUAGAUAGAUAGCUUCUUCACCUUCACAUUUACAGCCUGCCAGCCGCCGAGUUAUGCGUUGCUUUAAGUCGAAAGUAUAUAUAUAUAUUUGUGUAUUUGUAUUUUGUAUUGUUUUCAGUAUAUGUAUAUUUUAUGUAAAUCAAAGCUAAUAAAUUUUAACACCUUUUCGUAACACCUA